Theobroma cacao (cacao) is the source of this 417-nucleotide messenger RNA. NCBI's taxonomy places the organism in Eukaryota, Viridiplantae, Streptophyta, Magnoliopsida, Malvales, Malvaceae. The record is from RefSeq and is a predicted model, not a curated record.
AUGAGAAAAUUAAGAAAUCUUGAGCUAUUCAAUGCUAAAAGCGUUCAAUCAUUUCAAUUCAUAAGAGAAGAAGAGGUUGCGCAGAUGAUUGAGUCAAUCUCUCAAUCAUCAGCUUAUGAAACUCCUAUUAACCUUGCUCAAAAGAUGAUGGCUCUCACUAUUCAUAUAAUUCGUGAAGUUGCUUUGUGUAAGAGUGCACUUGACAAGCAUAAAUUGCAAGAAUUGGUUCAUGAAGCUUUUAGCAUAAUGGGAAGUUUCUUUGCAUUUGACUUCUUUCCUUAUGUGGGUUACAUCAUAGACAAGGCCACAGGUCUGCAUGGAAGACUCGAAAAGACUUUUCGUGAUUUGGAUCUUCUCUACCAAAAGGUCAUAGAUGACCAUCUACACAUUGAAAGGCAUGUAAAACUAGGAAGUUGA